GUAAUAGACUGCGAUAAAUUGGCCCAUGAACUGUAUCAAAAGGGCUCACCAAUGGCUGAGAAAAUUCGUGAAACAUUUGGUGACGACGUUAUAGAGGAUGGUUGUGUGAACAGAAAAGCACUCGGAAAAAUUGUAUUCGCUGAUAAAGUUGGUUGA
Molecule: messenger RNA, 156 nt
Organism: Anisakis simplex (herring worm)
Lineage: Eukaryota; Metazoa; Nematoda; Chromadorea; Rhabditida; Anisakidae
Source: the annotation of a GenBank genome assembly